This is a messenger RNA of Cataglyphis hispanica, 9443 nucleotides long. RefSeq names its product ephrin type-B receptor 1-B (gene Eph). Gene Ontology annotation, molecular function: transmembrane-ephrin receptor activity; ATP binding; protein binding. The transcript is spliced from 16 exons. The record is from RefSeq and is a predicted model, not a curated record. Gene Ontology annotation, biological process: axon guidance; cell surface receptor protein tyrosine kinase signaling pathway; protein phosphorylation. Gene Ontology annotation, cellular component: neuron projection; plasma membrane. Lineage: Eukaryota; Metazoa; Arthropoda; Insecta; Hymenoptera; Formicidae. Bases 1596 to 4793 code for a protein of 1065 amino acids.
AUAGCGGUAUACGCGGUGGAAACCAGCCGGGCAACCUCCACCGUUCGACACCGUCGCUCGGCGCUUCAGUUCGUGUCCUCUCGUUGCACAGGACGGUGCGGUCGCGCCGGCGUCGUUCCUCGUUCGCGGAAAUACAAACUGCACAGAAGGGAGAAAACGUAAAAGCGUGUAAGAGAGAGGAUAAACGGAAAGGGGAGAGCGAACGGACUUGUGUGUCGCGCGAAAAAAAAGAAAAAAAACCAACCGCGAAAUUCGAACAAACAUCGGAACAGUAGCACGGGUGUCUUACAUCGAGAGAUUGUCGUUUGUUUUUCUCUAUUCAUGCUCGUAUUUGAAACGCGAGUCGCUCCAAAGGUGUCGUCGAUCGCACCGGCAACUUCGCAGCGAAGAAGUCUACAAUGUGAAAGUGGUGAUAAUCCAGUGCGCGAUUAUAAUCCGUUCGCGAAGCGUCCCAUCUUCGAUAAAUUCUUCUCGCCGAUUAUACGGUGCAACGAUUCGCGUCGAGUAGUACGAGUGGAGUGGUGAACCGUUGAAGAGAGAGAAAAGGGGAGGGAAAAAAGGAGAGACAGCGCACGCGAGAGGAGCGCGUACACUCUCUUUCUCUCUCUCUCUCUCUCUCUCUCUCACUCUCUCUCUCUCUCCUUCGCCUCGUUGCGUCGCGCGCGCGGUGCACCGCCGCCGUCCGUCCACCUUUCGCGUUGCCGCGAAUGCACGGGAUAAAAUGGCGCUUGCUUUCGUCCGUGCACCUCUAUCGACCGUGACGAACCGUUCGACGGGAUCGCGUCGGCAUCGCUCGCCGCGGCCCUUCUGAAGGAAUCAACGACAUCCCGUGUGCCACCCGUCUCGUCCUUCCUCCCCGUAUCCGGGGAUCCAUCGUCGAACGUUGUCGUGAUCGUCGUGCCCCUUUCUUUAUCUCCGCCGUCGGGGUACCGUGCGCCAAGUACCGUGUGUGUAUAUGUGUGUGCAAGUGCCGGAGAACAUCGAGAGCUAUGGAAAGCGGCAAUUUCGGAGCGAAGUGCCUGCCGAUGAUGGAGUGAAUUCUAGAUUCAGCAGCCAAUAAAACUGUUCUUCAUUUAUCAGUGAUAGACACUUGGAUCCACAUCGAAGAGUCGAACUUGCAAAGUGAAAUCCAAAAGUCUACUAUAUCACCAUGUAAAGUAAACGGAAAGAAUUAAUUUUCAUUCGCCAUAAUAAAAAAAAAAAAACCACAUGUUAUGGAUGAAACGAGACGACGUGUAAUUGCGUGUUUAACUCAGUGAUACUAGUUAUUGCGUGCAUCUCGACUUAUAACAUUGUUAUUUAUCCGAAAUCAAGAAGCAUCAUUAACAAGAAAAGCGGCAGCCGCGGAACGAUAAGCUGGAGCAUAAGCGAGCGAGGAAAGCUGUGGCCGGUGAAGAAGGAGGAGGUGGUGGUGGGUGACAAAGAGGGUGCAGGAAUUGAACGGUGGCGACUGGUGGUGACGGGCAAGACGAGGACGCGAGGCUUCGAGGAGGCAUGAGGAGGCGAGAGUGACGACACUGCAUCCUCGCGCUGAUCGUGAGAGGAGGACCGGCGGCCGUCCAUUGCGGCAGUGUGGGGCCCACACGGCGAUAAGAAUGGCCCCCUUCAAUAUGGCGGGCGUAGCAGGCCUCCUAGCCACCUGCGCCGCCGUUGCUGCUUCCGCUGCCCACCUUCUGCCGUUGCUGCUGCUGCUAAUCUGCCCGCGAGGGACCCAGGCGGAUCAAGUUGUUCUCUUGGACACGACGACAGAGGAGAAACUGGAUUGGACGAGAUACCCGUUCGGGCCUCAAGCUAGCACUCCCGGCUGGGUAGAGGAGUCUUUCACAAACUUCGACAAGGGUAUCAAUUGGCGGAGUUACGUUGUAUGCGACGUAGCGUACAACAAUGUGAACAAUUGGCUGUGGACGCCAUUCGUAGAGAGGGGUCCGGCGAACCGCAUGUACAUAGAAAUAAAAUUCACGACCCGCGACUGCUCACUAUUCCCCGGGAAUGCUCUGAGCUGUAAAGAGACCUUCAGUCUGCUCUACUACGAGUUCGACGCUGCUACUAAGGAACCGCCUCCGUGGGAGCCAGACAGUUAUAAACUUAUCGGUCGCAUUGCCGCGGGUGAGGGUAGAUUCAAUACGAACGCCGAAGUGGUAAUAAACACAGAGGUAAAGUCGAUACCGGUAACGAAGAAGGGCGUCUAUUUCGCUUUUCGCGAUCAGGGUGCCUGCAUAUCGAUUCUAGCCAUCAAGGUAUAUUACAUCAAUUGUCCCGAGAUCUCGGUCAACUUUGCCCGUUUCCCGUCCACGCCGACCGGUCGCGAAGUCGCGCUCAUUGAACAAACGCUCGGUAUUUGCGUCGAGAAUGCCGUCAAAAUCGCCCAGCCGACUUUCCUCUGCAAGGGAGACGGAAAGUGGUAUCUACCGACGGGUGGAUGUCAUUGCAAACCCGGCUAUCAAGCUGACGUUGAGAAGCAGCAAUGUAAGUUGUGCCCAAUAGGCAAGUUCAAGCACGAGGCGGGCUCCCACACCUGCGAACCAUGUCCGGAGCAUAGCAAAGCCUCCGAUUACGGCUUCACGGAGUGUCGUUGCGACCCGGGCUAUUAUCGGGCGGAAAAGGAUCCUAAGAAUAUGCCUUGUACGCAACCACCUUCGGCACCGCAAAACCUGACCGUCAACUUUGUCGAUCAGUCCACGGUGAUCCUUUCCUGGAACGCGCCGCAUAUGCAAGGUGGCAGGUCCGAUACAACUUAUAAAGUGGUCUGCGAUGCUUGCAGCACGGAUGUCAAAUACAUUCCCAAUACUGAAACCUUCAACGACACGAAGAUCACGAUAACUGGUCUGAACGCGGUGACUACUUAUCGCUUCCAAGUAUUCGCCCAGAAUGGCGUAUCGUUAUUAACCCAAAAGAAGGAAUACGUCGACAUUACUGUUACAACAGAAGCCAGUGUGCCGAGUCUAGUGAGCAACGUCAGGAUCACGAGUGUCAAGAGCUCGGAACUUAGCAUCAGCUGGGACGCGCCAGUCAUCGAAGUCGGCGGGGACAGCGAUCUCGUCGAACGAUACGAAGUGAGGUGUUACCCGCGCUAUGACGACGCCACUAAUGCAACCGUCAUUCAAACGUCUGAGCUGUCCGCCACGUUCAAAGGCCUAAAGGCUUCCACGGAUUACGCGAUACAAGUUCGCGCCAAGACCACCCGCGGCUGGGGCGAGUAUACGCCGGUGGUAUUUAAGAAAACACCCCACGCCAUGGGUUUAGACUACGUCGGCGAGGAUGACAACAUGCAAGUUAGAAUAAUCGCAGGAGCAAUCGUCGCUGUCGUCGUACUUCUUGUGAUUAUUAUCAUCAUGACGGUUUUGAUCCUUAGAAGCAGAUUCAUGCGAUUCAUGCGAUUUCGUUGCAGCAGGGCCUCGGACGAGUGCAACAAGAAGCAGCCCAGCGACUGCGAUACUCUGGAAUAUCGAAAUGGCGAAGGACUAGUUGUGACCUACAUGCACUGCAAAAUGGACAGUUCACCGAUUGUGACAACCCAUACCAACAACAAGAGCAAGUCCUCGCUGACCACGCCGCUAUUCACACCUGCAGUGGGGGUCGCCGCGGCAGGCGCAGGCGGCGCAGGCGGUGCAGGUGCGAGGAGUUAUGUGGAUCCUCACACAUACGAGGAUCCGAAUCAGGCUGUACGAGAAUUCGCCCGCGAAAUCGACGCCGGAUACAUCACGAUAGAGGCAAUUAUAGGUGGCGGAGAAUUUGGCGAUGUCUGCCGAGGGAAACUGAAGCUGCCUCCCGAUGGACGGACGGAAAUAGACGUGGCCAUAAAAACGCUGAAGCCGGGCUCAGCGGACAAGGCACGUAACGAUUUCCUGACAGAGGCGUCGAUAAUGGGUCAGUUCGAGCAUCCCAACGUGAUAUUCUUGCAAGGCGUUGUAACGAAAAGCAAUCCGGUGAUGAUUAUCACGGAAUUUAUGGAGAAUGGCAGCCUGGACACUUUUUUGCGUGCUAACGACGGCAAGUUUCAAGUACUUCAAUUGGUGGGGAUGCUGCGCGGCAUUGCCAGCGGUAUGCAGUAUCUCGCGGAGAUGAACUACGUGCAUCGCGAUCUUGCCGCGAGAAACGUGUUAGUCAACGCUGCUCUGGUUUGCAAAAUUGCCGACUUUGGACUCAGUAGAGAGAUCGAGAGCGCCACGGAGGGAGCUUAUACGACCAGGGGCGGUAAAAUCCCGGUACGGUGGACUGCACCGGAAGCGAUAGCUUUCCGUAAAUUUACCAGCGCCUCCGACGUAUGGAGCAUGGGCAUCGUAUGUUGGGAGGUAAUGUCGUAUGGCGAGAGACCGUAUUGGAAUUGGUCGAAUCAAGAUGUGAUAAAAUCGAUCGAGAAGGGCUACAGGCUUCCAGCGCCGAUGGAUUGUCCAGAGGCUAUCUACCAGCUGAUGCUCGAUUGCUGGCAAAAGGAACGCACCCAUCGGCCGACCUUCGCCAAUCUCACACAGACUUUGGACAAGCUUAUACGAAGCCCGGACACGCUGAGAAAAAUUGCUCAGAACAGGGGCACAAAUCCACUGGCGCCGGACGCGGUGGACUUAACGCAAUUGACUUCUGUCAGUGAAUGGCUGGCUUCCAUCAAGAUGUCACGAUACGCGGAAAGCUUCGAGCAGGCAGGCGUAACGACGCUGGAGGCUGCGGCGCGAGUCACCGUUCAAGAGCUUACGGCUCUUGGUAUAACGCUCGUGGGACAUCAGAAAAAGAUUAUGAACAGCGUGACGGCGUUACGAGCGCAGAUGUCGGCCACCUCGCAAGGUUUUCUCGUGUAAUAGGCCACGAUAUAUUAGGAAUAUUCAAAUCCUGUAAAGGGGAUUGUACGUAAGAAUCGGUCAAUCGGCAUAGAAUUUCACUAUCCCAUGGAUCUCACGAAUUUCCAUUCUUCUCCGAGAUGUCCCGUGAGACAAACCGCGAGAGACGACGAACCGUGUAUCAUCUAGAACUCGUGAUUACCUAGUCAGAGCGAGAAUGUCCUCGAGAGAAUAUCUCUUCGCGCACAAUGUAGAUCCGGUAAAGUAGUUCAGUGAUUGACUGAGGUGAAUCUUUCUGAAUGAACACCUCGAAACAACGCAAACGCCGUCUCAUCGAGAGAUUCCAAAUACUCGUACUGCAGACAUUCCAUGUUAACGAGAAUCGAAAAGAUUCAUUUAGAACUCCCCUCAACAAAGCCAGGAGGAAACAAGAAAGUACGAAUAUGUAUUCGUUAUCUCGCAUUUAAACCACAUACAACGACUUAUGAAACUCGUAGGUACAUCUACUGCGAAACUUUCGCAUAAAUAAUAUCUAUAAAUGUCAAAAGAAUCACACUUGUGAUAACGUAUAAUGUCAUUCUCACGUCUUCAGAUCAAUCAAAACAUUGUAAAAAAAUCGCUCUAAAAGAUAUUUGGCGGGAUCAAUGUAACACAUUUUCUUAUACGAAUAACGAGCAUCGAUUUUAUCUUUCAUUUCCUAGAUCGUUUUCGUGAUCGAUGUACCUAAAAAUCAGACUGCCAACGGAGAUGCACGAACCAUCUCUAUAAUCACUGCCGCAAAAUCAUGUUAAAUCUUUCAUCACUAAUGUGAACAGUCUUUUGUUUUACUUUAAAAUCCUUGUGUAAACUGUUGAAUUGUAAUAUGCUUAUAUUUUUCUUCGAAGAUUCAUUAAGAUUUGCAGUCGAAUUUUUUAUUCGUUGCGCUUGCAUCUUAUGGCAUUUUGUACUGAGACAGCUUUAUCUAGUAUGUAUUAUAUAUAUCUGCGAUAUAAAGCAUUAAACGACGAGCUACAUGUCGGCCUAAAUGUCAUUUGAACACGUCUGCUCCUGGGCCUCGCUUUUUCUAAGUAUACUAAAGUUAUGUCUCUCUUUACGUAACAAUCGAUAUAGCAAUGUGCGUCUCAAAGAGAAACAAUGAUUUAGAAAAAUAGAGAACCGUAUCACGAACUGUACCAAAAGCGGACCGUAAUAGAAUUUCCGAUAUUCAUUAUUUCGUGUAGCGAAUGUAGCGAAUACAUUACAUUAUCGUACGUCGCCUCGACAAUGCAUACAAUUAACAGAACAAGGACGAAUUACGAAUUAUGAAUGAGAGUGAGUGUUUGCGAAAUAUCUUUAUUAACUUUACGAAGGAUAAAUUACGCAGUUUUUAUCUUCGCGUCACCUAUAUAAGAAUGUCGUAUUACACGGCCUAUAUGGGAAUAUAUCUUUCGAUUAUAAGAAAAACAACAAAACGACAAAACGGACAAGGCGGAUAUGUGCCAACGCGAGUGUGCAAGAGUUAUUUUAGCGCAAACACGAUGUAAGCGAGAGGAUGCGAAUGAACGCGUGCGAGUUGUGUGCAUGAAAUUGAGAGAAUCUACAGCCCGCUCUUCGCGCUAUAUUCGUAUGUACACGAGCGUGCGAUCACGAAAAAUUAUUCUAUAUACGUAUAAAGGAUAUCUAUUGUAUUAUAAAUACGCGAGAUAUAUCGACCAGAAAGGAGGAACGAAAAAAAUUUUAUCGAUUUUAAGAGAAAUCGCCUAAUGACACCGCGAGGAAUAUCUGUUCUCGCUCCAGAAGACAAAGAGCACGAUAAAGUGAGAAAAUGAAAAAGACAGUUUCGAACGCGUCCCACUACAGCAAGCAAUGCGUCAACAUAUCAACAUUAUUCGGAAUGCAAAGCGAGCAAGGCAGAAAGGGACUUGCGUGCAUGAAUUUAUCGUUGCUCCGAUAUCUCGAGUCAACACGACUCCGUUUCUUCCCUAGCGGAUUCUAGCGAAUGACGAAAAAGAAAAACUAAAAAAAAGAAAAGAAUGUAAAAAAAAGAAUGUAAACACGUAAACAGUAUGAGAUGUGCGGACAAAAUACGUAUACGCGAGCGACGAUGCGCGCAAUAAAGGCAUCAAGGCUCAAUGAUGAAAUGAUCUUCAUCGAACGAUUUAUUUCUUCAUUUUCAUAGCUCGAUCGAGGAAUUUCCUCGUGCAAAGCAACGUCCAUUCCAAUAUACAUGUAUCCGCGUAAUAGGAAAUUUUUUUUCUUUUUCUUGGAAAACAAAAGAAAAAAAAGGAAGAGAGAGAACCAGAGGCUUGCUUCAUCGUAUCUCGUUACAUCCGUAUUUGCUAAGCGUAAAGACUGUUUCUCGGGUCGCGAUACCCAUAAUACAUACGUUAUCGGCUAUUUGUUCUUAAAGAGACUAACAGGGCAGAGAGAAAUAUAUAUAUAUAUAUAUAUAUAUAUAUAUAUAUAUAUAUAUAUAUACAUACACACAGAAAAAUAUCACUCAUGAGAUUAAAACGGCUUCCAAGUGAAUCCGGAGAAAUUCUUAUCCUUUAAUUUAACGAUUUAACGUGUUUUAGUAAUAUAUUGUCAACGAUGUUGAAACGACGAUGAAUGAGAGCGGAAGGUACGCUUCAACAGGCGAGAUUUUCUGCUCGAUCAAAUAUACAAAAUGGAUAACGAUAAAGCGAACGACGUAACGCUUCGCAGUCAGUUAAUUCUCUAUCCUCCCUAUCUUUAAUCACAAAAAGACGACGCGUCUGCGAAGCGUGCCGAACGGAUUAAAAUCGUCUGAUUUCGCUUCUAUCUCGAAGCACGAUCCAACAAUACUUCGACCGUUCGUACAUAAAAUAUUGCUCGAGAUCAUACUCGUAACGUUAUAAAAAAAUACCGAGAUACGUCCUGGUGUCUUUCGGUUUGCUGUGCCACCUUCCGCGUUCGUUUCGCGAAAAAGGAAAAGAGAAACGAAAAGCGGAAGACGUGAGCAAAACCUCACUUAGGAAAAAAAAGCGAGAGAGAAAGGGUAAGCUACUGAAAAUGGCGACGAUUAAGAAGCAAUAAGUGAAUACACGCAAAUGCAGAUUUUUAUAUAGAGAAUGUUAACAAAUUUCAGAUGAUAUUAAUUAUAGCGCUAUCUUCCUAAAUGUUCGUAUUAAAGGUUAAACAAAAAAAAAUACGAUAAAACGUAAGAUGAGAUCGCGCGGAGUCCCAACCGAAAAAGAGGAAGGAAACAAAAGUUGUACGCGAGUCGAAUUCGCGCCGCGAUCAAUUGUAAUAAAGUUCGGUCGGAACUCCACGAACGAGAGAGAUUCUUAAAAAUUUUCAAGCUGUAACUAUCUGUGUUUUAGCGAUGAAUCUGCGAGUGCGACCUGAAGUUUUGAGGAUGUUGUUAAUUUCGACAAAUCGAUAUUUAGAUUUCAUAGAGGUCUAUCAAUAUCACACACAUACACACACACGGCCAUGUGUAGGCGUAAGAGAAAAUAUACGCGAAAUUGAAGGUGUGUCAAUCGAUAGCGAAAGUAUCUCGUGUACUAAUCCGAUUUUUUUUUAUAUCGACUCCAAAAUCUUGGAUCCCUUCCACCAUUAUAUAAAUUAUUUUUUUUUUUACAUAAAAAAUACGCGUUACACUUUCAAAGCUUUUGAUCGUACUUCACAUGUCACGUAUAUUUUGGUAUAUAUUAUGGUUAUCUCGUAUACACGUAAAGGCUUUAUUAAAAAAGAGUGUGUGAAACGAGAUCGAACAGAAAAGAGCGGCAGGAAAAAGCCUGGAAAAUCAAAAUUGCUUCAAUAUGCAUCUUGUUACAGUGAAUUUUUAUCCGCUCAUUUAUUCAUUAUUUUUUCUUCUGAUAAAGAGAAAGCGAGAACGAGAUAAUUAAAAGGAAAAAUUGUCAAAUCGUCUCUCGCAUUUUGCUUAACUCUUUAAUCGAUUUUAAUUCAAUUAUAUUACUAUUUAUUAAAAACAAAGAAACUUAUUUAUUGUUUAGAGAUCUGAUUAAAUUGCAAAACGUUUUAAUUAUAUCGUAAAUUAUCUAUUAUUAUUUAGCGACGAGAGAUGGAAGGGGCAGAGUGACGCGUUCUUUCCCCAGUUUGGGAAUUUUCGAGAAAACUCUGUCGUGUAAAAAAGAAGAAACGAAGCUACAUCUACAGUGAUAAAUACGAUCGUUGUAUCGAAUUUGUGUACAUGCAGCUAUUAUAUUAUAUUAUAUUUAGUUAAGCGUUUAUUAAAUGAUUUACGCGAGCGCAUUGUUUUUUAUCCUUAUUUUCUACAAGUCUAUUUACAGCGAACUCUGUCAAAGUACCUGCUUCGAAAAAAACGAAAAUGAUAAAAUCUGCGAAAAAAGAAAAGCACAUUAAAAACAGGUACCGUCCCAUAUAUUAAACAGAACUCACAGAACAUGCGUACAUACCAUAUUCACACUCACACGCACACAGUCAUACACGCAUUCUAUCAUACAUACAUACAAUAAUUUAUAUACACUCGCCGAGCUGAGUUUUCAAUAAAAUUGGUUAAGCGAAUCGCCUCCGUGUGUCUUCGAUUCAUUGUAUAAAGGAAAAUACAAGAAAAAAAGCAAGCAAAGAGUUACUGUCGACAAAUUUUGGAACAUGUCUAAAACAUUUUUCCUAUGGUGUUGUCAAGACGAUGUUGAAUGUACAUAAGAUAUAAUAAAUAAUAUACCUUAUACGAUGUAAAAAAAA